AUGUCGUCAACCCCCGCAGAGCCUGCUGGUCUUUUGAGACUGGCUCGAAAUGUCUCACUGUCUCAGAUCGUUGCUGCCAUUGCUAUAAUCGUCACAGUCCGAGUCGUUACAACAUACAUCCACAGAAUAUACUUCCACCCCCUGAGUAAAUUCCCAGGACCCAAAUCCAGAGCUGCAUCAUGGAUCCCAUCGCACAUUGGACUCUGGACAGGCACGAAUCACCUCCGCCUAGCAGAGCUGCAUCGCAAAUACGGACAUGUGGUCCGGACGUCUCCAACCCAGCUAAGUUGGACGGACCCUGAUGCGUGGAAAGACAUCUAUGGUCACGGCACGAAAGGAACACCAGGCUCUAACCCUCACAAAAACUGGAACCACUACGGAGCAUCUCCAAACGGAUCGUACAAUCUCAUCCAGGCACACGAUGCUGACCAUGCCCGUAUGCGCAAGAUCUUUGGACCAGCCUUCUCAGACCGCGCUCUCAAGCAGCAAGAACCGCUUUUUCUAAGAUAUGUCGAUAUGCUCGUAUCCAAGUUCAAAGAGGCCAUCGACAAGAAUCCUAGCGCUGAGAUCGACCUGGUGAAACUGUACAACUUCACCACCUUCGACAUCAUGGGCGACCUCACCUUUGGCGAGCCACUUCACAUGCUUGAAAACGCAGAGUACGACCCCUGGGUCAGCGUCAUCUUCUCGAGCAUCAAGAUCAUGAACCGCGUAUCCAUCCUAAUAGCCUACCCGUGGGUAUGGAAGGCCUUCAAAGCCCUGAUCCCGGAAUCCAUAAACAAAAAAGGAGAAGAGCACUUCCAGCACUCCGUCACCCGCGUCACGAAGCGUCUAGAGAAAGGGCGUGACGCAGAGGGAGUCGAUCUCUGGGACCUCGUGCUGGGACAACAGGACGGCAAGGGGCUAAGCAGAGGCGAAAUGGACGCAAACGCCAGUGUCUUCAUGGUCGCGGGCACAGAAACCACCGCAACCCUCCUCUCGGGCCUGACAUACCUGCUCCUCCGGAACCCCAAAUGCUUGGCCCAAGUCGUCGACGAGAUCCGCUCCGCGUUCACCAGCGCAGACGACAUGACUAUGGAAACCCUAGCCGCACUGCCUUACCUCGCCGCGUGCAUAAAGGAGGCGUUCCGUCUGUACCCUCCCGUGCCCCUCGGCCUCCCCCGACUCGUCCCCCAGGACGGAAGCACCAUCGUAGGCACCUUUGUCCCGCCCGGCACCACCCUCACCAUCCCGCAACUCGCCAUGUACACCAGCGAGAAGAACUUCACCAGGCCGAUGGAAUACCUCCCGGAGCGCUGGCUGGGAGGUGCAGAGUUCGAGGCCGAUCAGCGACAAGCUGUGCAGCCGUUUUCGGUUGGCACUAGGGAUUGUGUGGGCAAGAACAUGGCGUACCAUGAGAUCCGACUCGUUAUCUCAAAGGUGCUGUAUAACUUCGAUCUUGAACUGUGUGCUGAGAGCGGCGAUUGGGCGGAACAAGAGACGUUUAUCCUGUGGCAGAAGACGCCGUUGAUGUGCAGGCUUAAAGCGGUUAACUGA
Dothidotthia symphoricarpi CBS 119687 is the source of this 1536-nucleotide messenger RNA. Its product is annotated as cytochrome P450. The record is from RefSeq and is a predicted model, not a curated record. Bases 1 to 1536 code for a protein of 511 amino acids. Gene Ontology annotation, molecular function: oxidoreductase activity, acting on paired donors, with incorporation or reduction of molecular oxygen; iron ion binding; heme binding. Lineage: Eukaryota; Fungi; Ascomycota; Dothideomycetes; Pleosporales; Dothidotthiaceae. The transcript is spliced from 3 exons.